UUUACCUUUAAACUUGGUAAGUUCUACAGAGUGGCCAAGUGGUAAAUUAAACUUGAGUUGGUAAUUAAAGAGACUUAGUGAAGAGGAUGAGAAGAAUCAAUGAGUGAGGUUGUAAAUCUGAAAAUUCUACAUUUAUGGAGAAAAAUUAUAAUUAUAAAAUUUUAGUCCCUUUUGAAAUCUUAAAAUAUGAAGGAAGAGGAUGUAUGUGAAAGGGAGGGGAGUGUUUGAAAAAAAAAAUUGAACUUUUAAGAUAAAAGGAGAGAAAGGUGUGUGUAAAAACGGAACUUAGAAAAAAAAAAGAUCAUAAGAGGCAAGAGAGGUUUGCAAAAUUGAGAAAUUAAAAAAAAAUAUUUUUAAAAAAGGUAUAAUAUAUAUUAUUAAUAUAAGGAAGUGCAUAUAACCUUAAUUUAUCAUUAGUCAUAAGAGAGUUGGUUGUAAUUUAAGUUGCUCGAAAUCGUCAUGCCCAAAGCAAGCCCGUUUUUAACACUCCUGUUGGGCCCAUUGGACAGCCCAUUAUCUGUGUGGUGAAUUUUCACAGAUGUCUUCUCUCUCCAAUAGGUGAUUGCCUGAACCUCAAACCAAGAAUCUGUUCUUAAAAUUCUUCCUUCCCUUCGAAGCCUUCAAGGCCUCUUUUAAUUUAUUAUUGUUUAUACUUUAUAGAAAUCUAUUUAUAAUUUGGUUAGAUUCCGUUUUACCGUUACUGCCAUGCCAUGGAUUUCCAGAAGAAGAAGGUUCAGUUUCUAGCCUUUGUCGCUGUCAUCAUUGCUCUUAGCAUCAUAGCUGAAAAAGGCAGGCAUGUUGUUGGGGAGAAGGGGUCAUCUCAGAGUGGAAAGUUUACAUUCCUAAAUUGCUUUGACAUGACUUCUGGAACUUUAGCAUUCAGUGUAAAGGAAAGUGUGAAGCUCUACUUCUACAAUCUUAGGGCUGCUCACGUUGAAGGAGCAAGGAAUGAUGCAAUGCAAUCUGCUCUUGUUGAUGCUGUGAGUAAGGGAAUGUCACAAAGUGCUUCAGCAAAAUAUGCCAAGAAAGAAGGUGAGAAGGCAGCAAAAUUGGCUUCUCGCAAAGCCAAGCGCAUUGUGGGUCCCAUCAUGUCUUCAGGAUGGGAUUUUAUUGAGGCUGUGUAUUAUGGUGGAACUUUCACAGAGGGAUUCUUCAAGGGAAGUAGUACUUUGGUUGGAACUUAUGCUGGAGGUUUCUUUGGAGAACAAAGGCUUGGCAGAUUUGGUUAUCUUGUUGGAAGUCAUAUGGGUAGUUGGUUUGGAGCUAGAAUAGGACUAAUGCUAUAUGAUGUGGCCAAUGGACUCCGUUUCUUGUUGCAUUCUGUUUAAAAUGCUUAUAUGAUACUCUUUGUAUACAACUUGAAGAGUUUUUUAGACUUUUUUAUUAAAAAAUAAUUCUUUAUUUUUUAUAAAAAAACUUUAAAGAAAUUUUCUAAACUAGAAGUCAACUUCAACAAAAAUAAUUAUGAAGGAACUACAAGUAUUCAUAAAUUUUGUAUCUAUCAUAUCUGGCAGAGUUACAGAGAAUGCAGAUUCUCAAUUGAGAUAUAUGAAGAAGUUAA
Cajanus cajan (pigeon pea) is the source of this 1561-nucleotide messenger RNA. RefSeq lists its product as uncharacterized. The record is from RefSeq and is a predicted model, not a curated record. NCBI's taxonomy places the organism in Eukaryota, Viridiplantae, Streptophyta, Magnoliopsida, Fabales, Fabaceae.